Molecule: messenger RNA, 2217 nt
Organism: Pisolithus orientalis
Lineage: Eukaryota; Fungi; Basidiomycota; Agaricomycetes; Boletales; Pisolithaceae
Product: triacylglycerol lipase
Exons: 3
Coding region: 100-1776 (558 amino acids)
Biological process (GO): lipid metabolic process
Source: RefSeq, a predicted model, not a curated record
CGAUCCCGACCCCGACAGCCGUCAAUAUUGUUGCCGUGGCUAAUCCCAAUUUAAAUCACCUCAGCUCAGGCAAGGGCCUGCACUAUUUCAACGCCCACCAUGGCCCGCGUACCCGUCAUCGGGAGACUUUCUCCCCAUGAGUACAUAGCCCUCGUCGCCAGCGUAUCCAUUCUUGCUUUCGAAACCCUCCUUCGAGUCAUCAUCGUCUUCCUUCCAAAGUCUGUCAUUGACUGGUGUUAUGGUCGUUCACGCAUCCUUUUCCACCGUUUCUCGACGCAUGCUUUUCCCAAAUCCACAGAAGACAGGCUACCGAAUGACAUCCGCGAAGCUAAAGACUUCGGCGAACUGUGCGCUUUGUGGGGAUACACGUACGAGGAACACGUCGUCAUGACCAAGGAUGGGUAUUUACUUGGAGUGCACCGUAUUCCUGAGAUCAAAGGACGUGUGAGGACAAGGCCAGGGACAAGCACCGGGAAAGCAGUCGUGUAUCUACACCAUGGACUCCUGAUGAACAGUGAAGUCUGGGUUUGCCUUACUCAUGAGCAACGGUGUCUCCCAUUCGUCCUCGCCGAGCAAGGUUUCGAUGUCUGGAUGGGAAACAACAGGGGCAAUAAAUACUCCAAAAAGUCUAUCCACCACAGCCCCAAUUCACACAAGUUCUGGGAUUACAGUCUCGAUAAUUUUGCAUGGCACGACAUCCCCGACACCAUCGAGUACAUCCUCAGCAUCACCAAAGCUGGGAGUCUGAGCUACAUCGGGUUUAGCCAGGGCACAGCGCAGGCGUUCGCCGCUCUUAGCAUUCACCCACAACUGAACCAGAAGGUAAACGUGUUCAUUGCGCUGGCACCCGCCAUGAGCCCGGCAGGCUUGUCGCAGCCCAUAGUGGAUGCUUUGAUGAAGGCUUCUCCGACUUCUAUGUUUCUCUUCUUUGGUCGUAAAGCUAUCCUUUCUUCUGUGACGACCUGGCAGUCCAUUUUAUACCCGCCGAUCUUUACCUAUGUCAUCGACACUGCGCUCGCCUUCCUGUUCGACUGGCGAUCCCAUAACAUUGCUUAUUCCCAAAAGCUUGCUGCGUACGCGCACCUGUAUUCUUACGCGUCUGUAAAGUCGGUCGUGCACUGGUUCCAGAUUAUGCGAGAGGCCACCUUCCAGAUGUAUGACGAUGACAUCGGAUCGGCGUGGGGUGUCCUGCAUAUGCAUGCGUACACCCAAUCCCGUCCUAGCUCCGUGAACAAGUCGAGGUGUAAGGAUGACCCAAAUUCCAAUUACCCUCAGCCUACAAGUUUGUCGCUCACCACUGGCCCCUCCAAUUCUCCCACUUCGACCUUGUCCCCUAUUGACUCCCCGAAGGUGAUCUCAUCCGCGCACUCUCCGCCCACCGGAGGUGGACCUGCAUACCACCACCCACCCUCUCAUGCACGCGCGAGGUCGUACCGUCCUGUUCGCUUCCCAACGCGUAACAUCACAACACCUAUUGUCCUCAUAUACGGUACUGCCGAUUCGCUUGUUGACAUUGACACAAUGCUUAGGGAGCUCCCCAACCACUCGACAACUGCGAUCUCCCUCGAUGGGUAUGAGCACCUGGACGUCAUUUGGGGCCAGAACAUUCACGUGGACGUUUUCCCGGAGGUGCUGAACGCAUUGCGCACGUGGUGUGAAGGUGGUGGUAGUGGUUCCGGUAUUCGACGAUACGACAGCAAGCAAGGGAUGGAUGGUGGACUCUCGAGGGUCUUUCAGGAAGCUGAAAAGGCGAGCAUUCGAGCAGAUGAAAGGUGAAAAUCGAGGUAUACGGACAUCGGCUUCCUCGUACAUAUCGUGAUUCCCUACGGUAGGACAGGGAUAUAAUCUAUGUAGUCUGUACGAUGUGCCUCUACUACACGAUUGAAGUGCGGGAAUUAUUGGGGGAGGGUAUCCUGAUCCGAUCCUUUUUUCGAUUUUCUCUUGGUCUUGUCGCUACUGGUGACCUUCACUUUCGCCUCCUUUCGUUUCUUUUCGGUGCUCUUAUUAAUCACACUGGUAUCAGCCAAAUUCUUCGUCUCUCCGUCUUCGUGUCGGCUGUCCUUCUCGAUUUCGACGUCUCCUGUGUUUUUAUCCUUCUUCCGUUUCUUGUUUUUGUGGUUCUCUUGAUCGCCUCCACUUCGUGAUCGCGAGUUCAAAUAUCCUGUAGCCAGCGUUUCCUGAGCAAUCGGUGUAUUCUCCAGCGACGGAGGUGAAGGG